This is a messenger RNA of Aedes albopictus (Asian tiger mosquito), 2304 nucleotides long. RefSeq lists its product as uncharacterized. The transcript has a single exon. The record is from RefSeq and is a predicted model, not a curated record. Lineage: Eukaryota; Metazoa; Arthropoda; Insecta; Diptera; Culicidae. Bases 1 to 2304 code for a protein of 767 amino acids.
AUGUUGAUCGGGGCCGAACUCUUUUUUGAACUACUGAUAACUGAACGCCUAAAGCUCGACAUCGGUCAACCUAUGCUAUGGCGAUCGGAGCUCGGUUGGAUUGUUUGCGGUUCCUACAGGAGCAAUCAGAGGCCAGUGGUGGUAACUACCGCCCAUUGCCAACCGGUGGAAACAAAUUUGGAGGAUACUGUGCAGCGUUUCUGGGAGCAAGAGGAAGUUCCGGAAACGACGAAGCUGACAACCGAAAACGAGCAGUGCAUCGAACAUUUCGAGAAAACUCAUCGUCGAGAAAACGGCCGCUUUGUUGUUAGGCUGCCCUUCCGAAACAACGUAAACCAGCUCGGAGAUACACGACAUCUUGCUGAGCGGCGAUUUCUGCACUUGGAGAGGAGAUUUGUACAGUCUCCAGAGCUGAAACAACAGUACGUAUCGUUCAUCAACGAAUACUUGGCAUUAGGACAUUGCCGAAGAGUGGAGCAUGCAGGUAACGAAGAUCAUGGAUACUAUCUGCCACACCAUGCCAUUGUAAAACCGACGAGCUCAACAACAAGACUUCGCGUUGUAUUCGACGCAUCGGCGCGUUCAGACACGAACCUUUCCUUGAACGACGUGCUGAUCACCGGACCUGUACUACAGGACAGUUUGAUGGCGAUAGUCCUACGAUUUCGUCGGUACAAGUACGUCUUUACAGCCGACAUUGUUAAGAUGUAUAGGCAAAUCCGGGUCGACGAAUCCGAUUCGCCGUAUCAGAAAAUCCUGUGGAGGGACAACUGUCAAGAACCGCUGAACACAUUAGAGCUCACGACAGUGACCUACGGCACCUCUUGCGCACCGUUUUGUGCAACCGCGUGUCUCAAGCAGUUGGCGGACGACGAGCAAACGGAGUUCCCGAUAGCAUCCAAGGUAGCUCGGAAGGAUUUUUAUAUGGACGACGUACUAUCCGGAGAUGAUGAGCUGCAAAGGGCUCUGGAGUGCCAAUAUCAACUAACCGCAAUGCUGCAACGUGGAGGAUUUCGUCUGCACAAAUGGUGCGCAAACACGCCCGAACUACUCGAACGGAUUCCAGUCAACGAACGUGAAGUGCAAGCGAAGAUAGAGGAUCAUAACCCCAACGAAGUGAUCAAGACCCUUGGGUUACUGUGGGAUCCGAAAAACGAUGUGUUCCUGUUUAGAACGCGACCACAAGACGAAAUGCGAGAGUUUAAUACGAAGCGCACCGUUCUAUCAGAUACAGCGAAAAUCUUUGACCCUCUUGGGCUUUUGGAACCAGUUACUGUCGUGGCCAAGCUUUUCAUACAAGAGCUUUGGGCCCGCGGCGUGAACUGGGACGAACGAUUGACGGCAGAACAGGAAACCAGGUGGAGAAGGUUUACGCAAGACCUGCAGCGCAUCAACGAAUUGCAAAUACCGAGAAGGGCUCUCGCAGACGAUGCAACCGCAUUCGAAAUUCAUGGCUUCUCUGAUGCCAGCCAGAAAGCAUACGGCGCGUGUGUGUAUUUGAGGAGCAUUAAGCGAGAUGGCACAGCUGCCAUGCAUUUGUUGAGCAGCAAAACCCGAGUGGCACCAUUGCCGAAAAAGCCCGGCAGCAAACGGAGUGGCAAACCGUUCACUAUACCCAGAGCGGAGCUGUGUGGUGCUCAUUUGAUGGCGAAAUUGGUAGCUGCGAUAAUCGAGCACCUGGAUCUGGAAGUCCACGCAAUCGUACUGUGGUGCGACUCGCAGAUUGUGCUAUGUUGGCUGAACAAAUCUCCGGAUACCCUGGAGGUUUUUGUUGGCAACAAGGUUCGAGAGAUCAAACAGCUAACGGACGGUUUUGAAUGGCGAUACAUCAAUACGAAACAAAAUCCAGCAGACUUGGCAUCUCGAGGGCUGAGUUCAUCGGAGUUGCAGCAGUCUGCCAUCUGGUGGCACGGUCCGUCGAUGCUACACAACGCUGACUACACGUACCAACACAUCGAGCAACCCCCCUGCAACGAUUACGAACUUGCAGCUCUGGCCCACGUGUCGGUUCAGGUGCAACCAUGUGAGCUGUUAACAAGGUAUAGUGAUUUCCGCCGUCUUCAGCGCAUUGUGGCCUACAUAUAUCGGUUCCUGGACAACUGCAGGCAGAAGGACGGUGCCCGAAGGCGUACAGGAUUCUUGACGGUAAUCGAAUUGCGUUGCGCAACGCAAAAAAUUAUCUCGCAAGCUCAACUUGAAGGCUUCGCAGACGAGUUUCGGAUGCUAAGGAGCGGCCAAACGGCGAAAAGCAAGCUAUUGGCGUUAGACCCUGUCGUGAUCGCAACGUCUGUUGCUCUCAACUGA